This is a messenger RNA of Sphenostylis stenocarpa, 1542 nucleotides long. Lineage: Eukaryota; Viridiplantae; Streptophyta; Magnoliopsida; Fabales; Fabaceae. The record is from the annotation of a GenBank genome assembly.
AUGGCGAACCAGGACUACGAAGACCGCCAACAGCCGCAGGAGCUCGGGUACGACCCGAACUUCGUCCCGGAUUCUGUGAAAUCGUUCGUGGUUCACCUCUAUCGUCACAUCCGCGAGAAGAAUGUGUACGAGAUCCACCAGAUGUAUGAGAGCUCAUUCCAGACCCUGUCUGAGCGGCUCUUCAAGGACACGCCGUGGCCCUCCGUUGACGCCGUUGCACACUAUGUAGACAAUGACCACGUGUUUUGCCUACUCUACCGUGAAAUGUGGUUCCGCCACCUCUACGCGCGCCUCACACCCACGCUCCGCCAGCGCAUCGAUUCCUGGGACAACUACUGCAGCCUGUUCCAGGUCGUCCUCCACGGCGUCGUCAAUAUGCAGCUCCCCAACCAAUGGCUCUGGGACAUGGUCGACGAGUUCGUCUACCAGUUCCAGAGCUUCUGCCAGUACCGCGCCAAGAUGAAGAACAAGACCGAACAGGAGAUCGCACUCUUGCGCCAGUUCGACCAGGCCUGGAAUGUUUAUGGGGUUUUGAACUUCCUUCAGGCGCUGGUGGAGAAGAGUGCCAUUAUUCAGAUUCUGGAGCAGGAGAAGGAGGGACUCGUGCAGUUUACGGCCACGGAUGGGUACGAUUACAAUGGGGGGAGUAAUGUGCUGAAGGUCUUGGGGUAUUUUAGUAUGGUGGGAUUACUCAGGGUUCAUUGCUUGUUGGGGGAUUAUCACACUGGGAUCAAGUGUUUGCUUCCUAUUGAUAUUAGUCAACAAGGGGUUUAUACUAGUGUUAUUGGGAGUCACAUCACCACCAUUUAUCACUAUGGUUUCGCCAAUCUCAUGCUCCGCAGAUAUGUGGAAGCAAUUCGAGAAUUUAACAAAAUUCUCUUGUACAUCUUCAAGACAAAACAAUAUCACCAGAAAUCACCCCAAUAUGAGCAGAUACUGAAGAAGAAUGAACAAAUGUAUGCCUUGCUGGCAAUUUGCCUUUCACUCUGCCCCCAAAGCAGGCUUGUUGAUGAAACUGUGAAUUCUCAGUUACGGGAGAAGUAUGGUGAAAAGAUGGCUCGAAUGCAGAGAUAUGAUGAUGAGGCAUUUGCCAUCUAUGAUGAGCUAUUCUCAUAUGCAUGCCCUAAGUUCAUCACCCCUUCAGCUCCUAGUUUCGAGGAGCCUCUAGUCAAUUACAAUCAAGAUGCCUAUAGACUUCAAUUGAAACUGUUCCUUUAUGAAGCAAAACAACAACAGUUGUUAUCAGGUGUCCGGACCUUCUUGAAAGUGUACUCAACAAUCUCCCUUGCAAAACUUGCGAGUUAUAUGGAAGUUGACGAACCUACCUUAAGGACUAUCUUGAUGACAUACAAGCACAAGACACAUGCUGUUGAUAGUGAUUUAAAAAUUACAUCCAAUGCGGACGUAGAUUUCUAUAUUGAUGAUGACACAAUUUAUGUCGUGGAGUCUAAGCCUGCCAAACGUUAUGGUGAUUACUUUUUGCGUCAGAUUGUCAAGCUUGAAGGGGUUAUUAAUGAGAUGGACGGUAUAAAGCUGGAGUGA